Molecule: messenger RNA, 633 nt
Organism: Ambispora gerdemannii
Lineage: Eukaryota; Fungi; Glomeromycota; Glomeromycetes; Archaeosporales; Ambisporaceae
Source: the annotation of a GenBank genome assembly
CCCAUCUACGAUAACACUGCGACUGAAUUAUUUGAAAUAGAAGAACAACAAAGAAACGAAAGUUCUUUAUUUGCGUCCAGCUCGGAAGGAUCAAAUAAGGAUAUCAACGAAGAACAAUUCGACUACGAAUUGACUAUAGAAAGAAUUCCAACACCAAUCAUCAGUCAGGAAAUAUCCGAUCAACCUAACGAUUCACUUGAAAGUCUGUCUAAAUUUGACGAAUUCGCAAAGAAAAGUGCAGAAUUAACAGUGAAAAUACAAAACGAAAUAAACAAAUUGAAAGCAAUGACUACCUUUAACCAAACUGACGAAUGGGGAAAUCCUUUUGAAGCAAAUCAAGGAAGCCGACAACCAGAUCUAGAAUCGAUAGAAAAACCCUCCAAACAGGUAUCGAAUAAAGGAAAACAAAAAUACCAAGAGGAAAGUUCAAAAAAGAAUAAUAAGAAACACGGUAAAAGUUCAAAAAAUUCAUCACCAGACUCAGGAUCAGAUUCAUCCGACACAGACAAACCAAGGAAAUUUAGUAUUCCCGAAUUUUCUCAGAAUAUACCAACCAAUGCCACUCAUAUCUUAAAGGAACAUAAAAUUCCAUUAUUUUAUGGAGAUGACGAUGAAGAAGAUCCAACCGAAUGA